Molecule: messenger RNA, 765 nt
Organism: Knipowitschia caucasica
Lineage: Eukaryota; Metazoa; Chordata; Actinopteri; Gobiiformes; Gobiidae
Source: the annotation of a GenBank genome assembly
AUGAGGCCCUCAGGCUCUCUCCUCCCCGCACAUCCUUUCAGUCAGACUGCCCCCGAGCAGCCAUCCUGUCAGUCAGACUGCCCCCGUGGCAGCCACCUUCAGUCAGAACUGGCCCCCGUGUCAGUGAAAGCGUCCGGGGGACGGGGCUCCGGGGGACGGUGGUCCCAGGGACGGGGUCCAGGGGACAGGAGGGGGAGCAGUUUGUGCAAGAAGAUCGGAGGAGUGUUUGCCUUCAGAGUCGGGACGGUCCAUAGGCACGAGAGGGCGACGUGGUACGUGGACGUGAAGAACGGCAAAGGCACAGUACACAACAACACGGGUAAAGCUGAGAACACUGGGAACAUGGGGAUGGCCAUGAAGCCUCCAGAGCCCCAGCCUGGAGGGCCGGGGAGCGUGCCAAGCUGUCUCUACGGGACAAACUGCACAUCUACCUGCUCCUGUCAGAACCACAUCUCCUGCUCCCACAUCGACGGUUCCUGUCUCUGCAGAGAAGGCUGGCAGGGUGUGGACUGCACCCUGUCCUGCUCCAGUGGUUCCUGGGGGCUCUACUGUAACAACUCGUGUGUGUGUGAGAAUGGAGCUGACUGCGACCCGGUGAACGGGACAUGUGUGUGCGCGCCUGGCUGGAGAGGAGAGCUCUGUAGUCUACCCUGUCCCGAGGGGAGCUUUGGUCGAGAGUGUAGAGAGACCUGUGACUGCGUGAAUUCUGAGAGCUGCAAUCCAGAGACAGGACACUGCCGCUGCCUCGCCGGGUGGACAGGUUAG